Clarias gariepinus (North African catfish) is the source of this 552-nucleotide messenger RNA. Its product is annotated as protein CTLA-2-alpha-like. Lineage: Eukaryota; Metazoa; Chordata; Actinopteri; Siluriformes; Clariidae. The transcript is spliced from 4 exons. Bases 43 to 402 code for a protein of 119 amino acids. The record is from RefSeq and is a predicted model, not a curated record.
GUAAAAGGAGGUACUUCCUCAAAAAGCUAGUACAUAAAGCAGAUGUGUGUUAAACAAUUUCAGACCACGUACAAAACCUUGCAUGCUACAAAAGCGACUUUAAAACUUCUCCUGAGCUCACUUCAAGGCAGUAUGCUUAAGUCUUGGUUAGUGUUGGUCCUGCUGCUGGCCUCUGCAGUAAGCCGUCCUCUGGAUUCCUCACUGGAUGCAUCAUGGAAAAAGUGGAAACAUACUUUUGGCAAGGAAUACAAAAGCCCGGCUGAGGAGGCUUUUCGUAGGGGCAUCUGGGAGAAGACCUUGAGAUAUAUUGAGCGCCAUAAUCGAGAGUAUGAACAGGGCCUACACACCUUUACUGUGGGCUUAAACCAAUUUGCAGACAUGAGACCAGGCGAAAUUUGUUGAAGUUGCUGGGUCUCCAGGAUCUUAUGAUUCGGACAGUGAUCCCAUGAAUCCCUACUCAUCUUUCCCAAAGUCUGAUGUUAUUUUACAACAUUUUUUUUUUCUGAAAUUUUUAGUAAAAGUCUGAAUAGUACACUUUUGCAAAAAAAAAAA